AGUUUAACGUUAGGCUGACUAGGACGCCAAAUCAUCGCACACGUCAGCGACAAAUCAGCCAAAUUUGCCACGUAGGUGACACGUCAUAUUUUUAAUUUAAAAACAAAUGAAAAAAUUCAUAUAUUAAAUUUCAAAAAAAAAAAAAAAACAAUCGUCUGCAGCUGCUCCAUCUGCGAUUGCCACUUCCCGUCGUCGGCUUCUUCUUUUCCAAACCCAUAUCCAUCUUCCGACGAAGAUUUGGGGCGAUCUCUGCAAAUCGAGACACUUUCUUCAUCUCCCACCGCCAACAAACCCCCCUCAAUUCCACUGUCAAAACAGAGACACUUUCUCAUUCUCCGUCUUCCAGCGGCGGCAGCGGCAGUACUUUGAGCAAGAGGAAGCCACCCAUGUCCAAAAUCACCAUCCCAACCACCACCAGAGGGGGUCGCCGGAGACCAUGGGGAAAUACAUGGCGGAGAUUCGAGAUCCCGCCAAAAAGGGGGUCAGGGUCUGGCUGGGGACGUUCGAUUCCGCCGUCGAGGCCGCCAAGGCGUACGACAGCGCCGCCUUCCGCCUCCGCGGCAACAGGGCGAUCCUCAAUUUCCCGCUCGACGCCGGCAGGAAUUCGGACUCUCCGGCAGUUUCAAUUCCCCCCGAAUCGGGGGGAAUUGAGCGGCUGUUCUGGCGGGAUUAGGAAGAGGAUGAUUGGGGAAAUCGAGGGCGGUGGUGAGGGGAGUUUGAAGGCGGUGAAGGCGGAGAACCAGUCGUCGCCGGCGGUGGCGCAGGGUUUGGGGGAACCGGUGCCGUUGACGCUGUCGAGCUGGAAGGAGAUCUGGGACGGGGAAGUUCUGACGGCGAUAAUGGAGAUGGUGGACAGAUGGGGAAGACGAAGUAGAUGAGAGCGAGAGAGAUUUUUGUUUUGAAUUUGGGAAGCUUCAAAAGAAGAGAGAAAAUCCCAUGGUGGAAGCUUCAUCUUUUUCCUUGCUUGCUUUGGUCCGCCAUUAAUGGUGGAUCUGCUCGAGUUCUUGCAGAGGCACAUUGGAAGGAGAGAAUUUGUUUUGGCUAUUUUUAUUUAAAGAAAUUACAAUUUUAUUU
Linum trigynum is the source of this 1074-nucleotide messenger RNA. NCBI's taxonomy places the organism in Eukaryota, Viridiplantae, Streptophyta, Magnoliopsida, Malpighiales, Linaceae. The record is from the annotation of a GenBank genome assembly.